CUCGCUGCAUUCGCCAUGCUCCCCCACCCACAACUUCUUGGACCCACCCACCCCCCUCUUGUUGAUAUUCCUAGAUCCGCCCCUGUAGUGUCACUACAGUUUAUCUGCACAAACAGGAUGGAGGGUGUAAAGGAUGUUUCCAAGGAGGCAGUUUUGGCGCACUCAGAACAAGUAACUGAGGGAACUCCAACAGUUCAAGGAUAUGACUUCAACAAUGGUGUCAACUACCAUGAACUCUUCCAGACAUAUAGAUAUUCUGGCUUUCAAGCAACAAGCUUUGGUUGUGCAGUGGAAGAGAUUAAAAAGAUGAUAACCUGCCGGGAACUGCCUAUACCAGAAGACUUUAGCGAUGAAUUGGAAGAAGAUGAAUUUAUCAAAAUCAAGAGGAACUGCACUAUUUUUCUUGGCUAUACAUCCAACAUGGUCUCGUGUGGUGUUCGAGAGACCAUCAGGUUUUUAGUGGAGCACAAGCUGGUGGACUGCAUUGUGACUACUGCAGGGGGCGUGGAGGAAGAUAUCAUUAAGUGCCUUGCCCCAACCUACCUCGGCGACUGGUAUCUCAAGGGGAAGGACCUGCGUGUGAAGGGCUUCAAUAGAAUAGGUAACCUCAUUGUACCUAAUAACAACUACUGCAAGUUCGAGGAUUGGAUGAUGCCAAAACUUACGGCAAUGCUAGAGGAACAGAAGAAGGAGGGUGUAAAUUGGACACCAUCGAAGAUAAUAACUCGCCUGGGUGAGGAGGUCAACGAUCCUUCAAGUAUUGCUUACUGGGCGGCUAAAAACAAAAUUCCAAUCUUCAGCCCGGCAAUAACAGAUGGUAGUUUAGGGGACAUGCUGUACUUCCAUAGCAUUAAAGAACCUGGUCUCAUCAUUGAUAUUAAUGCAGAUGUGGCUAGACUGAAUCAGUUGACCAAGAAGUCUUUGAACACAGGGAUGAUUAUUGUGGGUGGUGGCCUUAUCAAACAUCACAUAUGUAAUGCCAACCUUAUGAGGAAUGGAGCAGAUUUCUCUGUCUUCCUAAACACAUCAAGUGAGUGGGAUGGUAGUGAUACUGGUGCUCGACCUGAUGAGGCUGUGUCAUGGGGCAAGAUAAAGAUGGAUGCCACUCCUGUCAAAGUGUAUGGUGAAGCAUCGCUUUUGUUUCCACUACUUGUUGGCGAGACGUUUGCCAGACAUCACCACCAGAGCCGUGAUGGUUCAGCAGCAGAAGCAGUGUAACUAAAGAAGGCUUUUCUUUAUUAUGUCAGGAUAUAGGACUGAUUUUUGCUACAGAAUCAUCUGCAGGUUUUUCUCUCCGUAUACAGUAUAGUCUGCAUUUACGCGGUCAAUUGAACCCGUGGAGGCCCGCGUAAAACGAGAAAUACGUAAAUGAAAUAACAGAACAUAUGGGAUUAUAAUUGAAAUAGAGACUGGGCCGACCCCA
Molecule: messenger RNA, 1423 nt
Organism: Homarus americanus (American lobster)
Lineage: Eukaryota; Metazoa; Arthropoda; Malacostraca; Decapoda; Nephropidae
Product: probable deoxyhypusine synthase
Exons: 9
Coding region: 16-1218 (400 amino acids)
Biological process (GO): peptidyl-hypusine biosynthetic process
Cellular component (GO): cytoplasm
Molecular function (GO): deoxyhypusine synthase activity
Source: RefSeq, a predicted model, not a curated record